AAUCCCUAUGUCGCCGAUUCGGUUUCUGUCCAAUUUUAGGGUUUCUUCUCAUUUUCUUGUCUGUUGGAUCAUCCUCAGCUGCUUUCCAGAGGCAAGUGAGAAUCUUUCGCCACCAAUAUUGAUGAUGUUGAACAAUAACUUCAAGACUGGGAUUGACCCUCUAUUGGAUUGCACCUGUGUUUAUUCUUUCUUCUGUGAUAUUUAAUUCUCUAUAGUGAUUUUCCUGAGCUUCUGGUGAAAAUUGAGGGUUCAUAUCUUCUGCAAUUGUUACACUUGAUUCUGUUCAGAUUUUUAAAACCCACGAGUGGCUAGAAAAACCAACAUUUUAUUUUCAAUGUCAAGGAGAGAAUAUGACAGUUAUACCAGAUGUGAAGAAAACACAUGUCUUAUAUACUUUUAAGGGUGAAGAAUCUUGGCAGCCUCUGACAGAAAUUGCAGUUAAAAAAUGCAAGCGCUGUGGGUUCUAUGAACAGGACAGCAUAAAAUCAGAUGAUGUGUUCGAUGAGUGGGAGUUCUGCCUUUCUGAUUUUAUAGCUUCUGAUGGAAAAUAUGUUCAUUUCAAGAACAAAGAAUUCAAUGCCACAUUUUUAUGUCCAGAGUGUAUACCUCUUCAAAAAGCUUCUGACCACACUACUGGCUCACAUAAUGGAGGAAAGGGAGUGCAUCUCGUUCUAGUGAUAAUGGUCAGUGCUUUGGUUUCAAUUGUAUCUGUUUUAGCAGUUGUGGCUGUGUAUAAGUACUGGCAAAAGAGGAAGAGGGAGCAAGAUCAGGCUCGGUUUCUGAAGCUUUUUGAAGAUGGUGAUGACAUUGAGGAUGAAUUGGCACUGUAAUAUGAUAAGUGGCAUCUUAUGUUGCUUCACAACCUCCUACUACUUGUACAGCAAGUUGGGCCUGGCCAAUUUUGUUCCGUUGGAAGAAGAGGACAACACGCGACCAGACAUCAACAAAUAAGGGGGUAGCUCUCUUCUGAAAGAAAGCCAAAAGCUAUUAUGCAUUUUGCAGUUUCUGGAUGUAGAUCCUGGAAAAAAUUAGUCUGCCUCAUUGUAGAGGGUUGUCUAAAUGAUUUAGAGCUGGUAUGAUAUGUGGGAAGCUAAUUGAUUUAAGGCCCAUGCCAAUCACCCAAAUGGUUCAUGGUCCAUGAUAACACCAACCAGCGUUGAACCUGUCACUUCCAUAGGGAUGCUUGCAUUACAAAUAGAGAUUGGUGGAAUUUGAUAAUUAGUUUUGAUUCCACAGGAACACUAGUAAUUGUACAUGAUUUUAUUGAUUUAA
Vitis riparia (riverbank grape) is the source of this 1272-nucleotide messenger RNA. RefSeq lists its product as uncharacterized. The transcript is spliced from 5 exons. Lineage: Eukaryota; Viridiplantae; Streptophyta; Magnoliopsida; Vitales; Vitaceae. Bases 351 to 830 code for a protein of 159 amino acids. The record is from RefSeq and is a predicted model, not a curated record.